Molecule: messenger RNA, 4268 nt
Organism: Cottoperca gobio
Lineage: Eukaryota; Metazoa; Chordata; Actinopteri; Perciformes; Bovichtidae
Gene: mybpc3
Product: myosin binding protein C3
Exons: 33
Coding region: 43-3879 (1278 amino acids)
Biological process (GO): sarcomere organization; ventricular cardiac muscle tissue morphogenesis
Cellular component (GO): M band
Molecular function (GO): myosin heavy chain binding
Source: RefSeq, a predicted model, not a curated record
GGAACAUUGAGUCACACUGUGGAGGAGAGGAGAUCAUUCAGGAUGCCAGAGCCAGUCAAAAAAGCAGUUUCAGCAUUUGCCAAGAAACCAAAGACUCAGGAAGCAGAGGAGGGGUCCUCUGUGCUCUUUGAAGCAGAGACCGUGAAGCCUGACGCUAAAGUAAAAUGGCAGUGCAACUCAAAGGACAUUGCGAGUGACGACAAAUAUGUGAUCACAGCCGACGGAAACAAGCACUCCCUCGCAAUAAAAGCUAUUACCAAGGAAGAUGCCAAUGUGUAUGCAGUGAUUGCUGGGGGGUCAAAGGUCAAGUUUGACCUGAAGGUCGUAUCAAAGCCAGAAGCUCCAGUUAAGGCCCCGGUUGAUGCACCAGGGGAGUCCGGUGUAGAACCGGAAGGGGCCCCUGCUCCGCCUGCUCCGCCCGCUCCGCCUGCAGCAGCCCCCAUAGAGGAGCAGCCCGCUGCCCCAGCACAUGAUGCUCCUCCAGUUGAGGACGGACAGCCUCCAGACACCAGACAGGACCUGACUGGACUCUUCACAGAGAAACCCACAAGUGGGGAGGUCACUGUGGGUGAAAACCUUACGUUUGUGGCUAAAGUGAAUGCUGAGUCAUUGCUGAAGAAACCCACCAUCAAAUGGUUCAAAGGGAAAUGGAUGGACCUCGCCAGCAAGUCUGGAAAACACCUGCAGCUAAAGGAGACGUAUGACCGCAGCAGUAAGGUCUACACGUUUGAGAUGCAAAUCAUCGAAGCGCAGCCAAACUUUGCUGGAGCUUACAGAUGUGAGGUUGCAUCCAGGGACAAGUUUGACAGCUGUAAUUUUGACUUGGCUGUACACGAGGCUUGUGCUGCUGAAGGUUUGGACAUAAGAGCAGCUUUUAGGCGAACUAGUGCAGAUGGAAAUGAUGACUCCGGAGAGCUGGACUUCAGUACCUUAUUAAGAAAGAGAGACAGUUUCUUAAAAACCUCAAAUCGAGCGGUGCAGGUGAACGCAGAGCCGGACCUGGACGUCUGGAAUGUUCUCAGCCGUGCUCCUUCUUCAGAAUAUGAGAAGCUUGCUUUUCAGCAUGGCAUCACUGACCUGAGAGGCAUGCUCAAGAGACUGAAGAAGAUGAAGAAAGAAGAGAAGAAAAGUGCAGCUUUCCUCAAAAAGUUGGAUCCUGCUUAUCAAGUGGCAAAGGGACAAAAAAUAAAGCUGGCCAUUGAGGUUGCCAAUCCAGAUGUUGUCGUGAAAUGGCUGAAGAACGGACAAGAAAUUCAACCGAAUGGAAGCAAGUACAUCUUUGAGAGUGUCGGCAACAUGCGAUACCUCACCAUCAACCACUGCUCCUUGGCAGAUGAUGCAGCGUACUGCUGCGUGGUGGGUGAGGAGAAAUGCACCACCGAGCUCUUUGUUAAAGAGCCUCCCAUCUUGAUUGUGAAGAAUCUGGAGGAUCAGAUGGUGAUGAAGGGUGAGCGGGUGGAGUUAGAGUGUGAAGUCUCAGAGGAAGGAGCCAAUGUGAAAUGGGAGAAAGACGGAGUGGAAUUGACAAGAGAUGAGUCUUUCAAGUAUCGCUUCAAGAAAGAUGGCUGCAAACAUGUCCUGAUCAUUAAUGAGGCCACGAAAGAAGACUGUGGCCAUUACAAGGUUAAAACGAACGGUGGCGAGUCUAUGGCUGAACUCAUGGUGCAGGAGAAAGACCUGGAGGUCUACCAGAGCAUUGCAGACCUCACAGUGAAGGCACAGGAUCAGGCGGUGUUUAAGUGCGAGGUGUCGGAUGAGACAGUAAGGGGAACCUGGUACAAGAAUGGUGUAGAAGUCAAGCCGGAUGCCAGAGUAAUUAUCUCGCAUAUUGGCAGGAACCACAAACUGACCAUUGAUGAGGUCAAACCAGAGGAUGAGGGGGAUUACACUUUUGUGCCAGAUGGCUACGCUUUCAACCUUUCUGCUAAACUCAAUUUCUUGGAGGUGAAGAUCGAUUUUGUGCCACGGCAAGAUCCUCCAAAGAUCCACCUGGACUGUAUGGGCCGCACUCCCGAUUCGACCAUCGUGGUUGUGGCUGGCAACAAACUGCGUCUGGAUGUCCCCAUCACUGGAGACCCUGCUCCCACAGUGAUCUGGACCAAAGGAGAGAAGGAUAGUUCUGUAAAACCUGAUGGAGAAGAGAAAGAAGGGCCGACAUCCUCCUGGACCCUGAAGGAUGGGGAAGUCAUCACAGAGGGAGACGGCAGGAUCCAUGUUGAAACCACCAAGGGACACUGUAUCUUCACCAUCGAGGGGACUGAGAGGAUGGACGAGGGCAUCUACUCUGUUGUAGUUCGAAACCCCGCUGGGGAGGACACUGUAGAUAUUAAUGUGAAAGUUGUGGAUGUUCCAGAUCCCCCCCAGGCUCCCAGAAUCCUCAGUGUGGGAGAAGACUCCUGUGUUGUCCAAUGGGACCCCCCUCAGUUUGAUGGUGGACAGCCAAUUACUGGCUACGUGCUGGAGAGAAAGAAGAAGAAGAGCUUCAGGUGGAUGAGACUGAACUUUGACCCUUAUCAAGAAACUACCUAUGAAGCCAAGCGGAUGAUUGAAGGAAUGGAGUACGAGAUGCGAGUCUAUGCUGUCAACGGCAUCGGCAUGUCUCGUCACAGUUCAGCCUCACAGCCUUUCGUGCCAGUCGCCCCCACAAGUGAGCCCAUCGGACUCUGCGUCGACGACAUCAGUGACACUUCCAUCUCGCUGAAGUGGCGGCCGCCUGAGAGGAUUGGCUCAGCUGAACUCGAGGGUUAUGAGGUUGAGUACUGCAAGGAGGGCACGGAUGAAUGGAUACCUGCCAUUCAGGGUCUGACUGACCGGACAUCAUUGAUCAUCAAAAAUCUCACCACCGGAGACAAGCUGCAGUUCCGUGUGCGGGCCUACAACAUGGCAGGACCCAGUGCUCCCAACACUCUGGCUCAGCCUGUCACCAUCCGAGAGAUAAUGCAACGCCCUAAAAUUUGGCUCCCCAGAAAUCUCCGCCAGACUCUCGUCAAGAAAGUUGGAGACACUGUUAACAUUGUGAUUAAAUUCCAGGGUAAGCCAAGGCCAAAGGUCACAUGGAGCAAAGACGGGGAGCCUCUGACCUCCACACUCGCUAGUGUGAGGAACAGUGAUAUGGAUACGAUCCUCUUCAUCCGCAAGACAGAGAGAAAACACUCUGGGAAGUAUGAGCUCCAGUUGCAGAUUGAGAACAUGGAAGACACAGCAAGUAUCACACUGCAGAUUGUUGAUCUCCCAGGGCCCCCUUUGGCACUGAAGAUCACAGAUAUCUGGGGCUUCAAUGUGGCACUCGAGUGGAAGCCCCCGAAGGACGACGGUAACUGUGAAAUAACUGGUUACACCAUUCAGAAAGCUGACAAGAAAACCAUGGAUUGGUUUACAGUCUACGAGCAGUACAGGCGAACCAACUGUGUCGCGUCUGACCUCAUCAUGGGGAAUGAGUAUGUCUUCCGAAUCUUUGCCAACAACCUGGUGGGCCCCAGCCCGGAUCCCUGCAACACAACAGACAGCGCUUACAUCCAUAAAACAGGUAUCGAGUACAAGCCGCCCACCUACAAGGACCAUGACUUCUCGCAGGCUCCCAAGUUCACACAUCCGUUGAUUAACCGCUCUAUCAUCGCAGGAUACAGCACAACCCUCAGCUGCUCUCUCAGCGGCUCACCAAAGCCCAAAGUGACCUGGUUCAAAAACAAGAUGGACAUCUCAAAUGAAGCCAAGUACCGGAUGCUCUGUAGACAAGGUGUUCUGACGCUGGAGAUCCGCAAGCCCUGUACGUUCGACGGGGGAGUGUAUAUGUGCAAAGCUGUCAACGCCAGCGGAGAAGACAUAGUGGAGUGUAAACUGGAGGUCCGCCCUCAAAUUGUUAAAGAAGAAAAGAAGUAAGAGGUUCGAGCUGCUGACUGAAGAGAAUAUGGAUCCGUCUCCUGCAUGUUGACUGUUUUGUGUCAUGAGAAACUCUUCACUUGCAUCACAAACUGUGUUUAGCCCACAUAUUUCUUUGUUUUUGCACCACCUUCCUCUUCUGGAAUCCUCGUGCAUCUCGUCAUACUCACUGUUGUGUUAGCAUGAUGUGAACCGCUGGAUUACUGAAUUCUACACUAAUUUCCCAGAUGAAUGGAUAAUGGUGUCCAGUAAAUAGCAUUUUAGUCAAAGAAGGUAGCUAUAUUUAUUUAAUUAAUUCAGGGUGUGUUAUCUUGUUCCUCACUGGCUACAGCUGCAAUUAUAGUUUCUGGAUUUGUUUGUGUGUUUAUAAAGGUCAAUAAAAAUGCUUC